AUGGCUCGAGAUGACCCGAGAUUCGCCGCGGCGCACACGCUCUGGGCGGAGGAUGGGCAGUGCACGCUGCGGCUGCUGCACUACCCGCCGGCGCGCCGGCCCGCACACGGACUGGUGGACCCGGUCGAGGGUGGCAUCGCCGUCAACAUCGGCGACAUGCUCUCGCGCUGGUCCAACGAUAGCCUCCUCUCCAAUCUUCACCGCGCCGACAAGCACGUGCUCAUCGAGUCGCGCCACGGCGCGAUCACCGCCGGAGAUUACAUCCUGGGCCGCAUCCGAUCCAACUUCGACAAGAAGGGGUGA
Molecule: messenger RNA, 303 nt
Organism: Emiliania huxleyi CCMP1516
Lineage: Eukaryota; Haptophyta; Isochrysidales; Noelaerhabdaceae
Exons: 5
Coding region: 1-303 (100 amino acids)
Source: RefSeq, a predicted model, not a curated record